This is a messenger RNA of Loa loa (African eye worm), 4726 nucleotides long. RefSeq lists its product as hypothetical. Gene Ontology annotation, biological process: positive regulation of transcription by RNA polymerase II. Gene Ontology annotation, cellular component: NSL complex. Lineage: Eukaryota; Metazoa; Nematoda; Chromadorea; Rhabditida; Onchocercidae. The record is from RefSeq and is a predicted model, not a curated record. The transcript is spliced from 31 exons. Bases 1 to 4422 code for a protein of 1473 amino acids.
AUGUCCACAAAAUCUACGCGUGGUCGUGGGGAUGGCGAUAGAAAUAACGAAAGGAAUGAAAUGGAUGUGGAGGGUGCUUUAGCGUUAGAUCUGGCAGAAUUGGAGGCAAUGUUGGCAAUCGAUAGCGAGCAAGUACGAUAUGACGAACAAGUCAAGGGAAGAGAUUUUCAAAGGGACGAAUGCUCUACAGCUUGUUCUUCUGCUGAUGCGCGCGGUAGUCAGUUUGUGAUAGAGUUUAAUUCAAGAAAGAGAAAACGGUCGAUUUCACAAGAUGAAAUGAAAAAACGGCGAAGACGAAGCGAUGCUAAAGGUCGAGUUUCUAAGAAGACAGAAUUACCGCUAUCCAUAACAGAUGAUGGUAAUCUAGAAGGUAGUGAUUCAGUUAGCGAUGGCAAUGCAUCUUCUGCAUCGAAAGAUAGAUCUGAUAAUACGCGACCUCAGAAUUCAGUGGAAUCGAGACUUUUAAUGGCAUUAACAACUCCUGCACCCAAAAUUGAUGACAACUCCAGUGUUUUUACCAAACCUUCACCACCAGAUGAUGUGAAACGCAGAAAUCCUCGUGUUUACUCCUACAGUCCGAUUUCACGAACUCGUUUGACUGUUCCUAAACGUCAGUUUUCCCCGGAACCUGUUCGGAAAACUGCUAAAAUAUUGAUUGGUCCAAGAAGGAUAACCGAAACAGUUCAUUUGUCAGAUUUGACGAAGAUUUUGUGCAAGGUGAAAGUCGGGGAAUUUUCACUGCCAUCUGGCUUUACAUUAAAAUAUAGGAAACGUUUUAUGGAUGAAUCGAAGUCGGAAACAAUUUCUGUGAAUUUGCAAGGGGCCUCUAAACCACCUGAUCACUACCGUCGAGGGCGAAAGCGGUUGAAUGUGAAUUCUACUGCAGGAAAAAUAUUUUCUGCUAAUUCAGUUGCCGAAACACCGGUACGUCAUGUUGCGAAGGAAGAAUCGCCAACUCCAUUAAAUAUAUCAAUUUCCAAGACUGCAAAAGGGAAGCCACGGAAAAGAGCAGCGCUGAUCAAAUUGAAGCGAGGCAAACCUCGUAAGAACUUUACAUUUCAUGUCUCCGGUGAAAAUACACCAGACUCAGGAUCACCGAAGAAUGCUCCCUUGACCUUAUGCUCAUCGAUAACCUCAUUGAAGGAUUCGAACUUAGAAUCAGCGCAGAAUGCAUCACUAUCCACAGCGUGUGUAACAGGUGUGUCACACUCACUGUGUUGCAGUGAUGGUCGUGGCAAUGAAGCUGAUGAGCAUGAGGAUUCGAAAAUUGAAGUUCUGGAUUCGGGUAUGUCGGUGAUAUUCAAUAACACUGUAGAUGGAUCCCAAACUAAUAGCACCAGGAAAAUGGAUGACAUUUUUGAUGCCGUAAAAGAUGAUGAUUAUGAUGAUGAUGAACGUUUACAUAUUGUGGAAACCGGUGAUGAAGAUGAUUCCUGUGAUGCCAAUAAUCGGCUUUUUGACGCCAAAAAGGAAGGGGAUCAGGACGACAUUGUAACUGGUGUUAUCGCCAAAUUAAUAGACCAGGUGUGUGAAGCACAUUCACUGGGUGUUAACUUGAUAAUGGAACCGCUACGGCGUCCAAAUACAAUUACAGCGGAGGAGUCACGUCGCGUUCCACCAUUGCGUAUACGUAUACCGCAGAGACGCGAGCCACGCCAACGUCGCCCUGCACGAGUACACGAUUAUUCUCCCCCAUUACCUGUUAGCAGAAUACAUCGUUCUGAAGAAAUGUUGAAGAAACGAACAGCUGUAACAUCAGCGGAAGUCUCUAGUGAUAUUCCUGCAGAAGCACGGCAGAAGAGAUCAACGGGGAAUAAAGAAGGUCAGAGGAAAUGCUCAUUCAGUAACAAAGAAACUGAUACAAAUCUACGAUUCCCAGAAAGUUUAAACCAGAAAUCUUCUGUUCUGCCCAAUCCGAGUUGUAUUACAUCUCCGUCAUCAGUAUUAGUAAGUAGUGGCCAUGAAGAGGAUAUGAUAACAACUUCGCCAGCUAUUUGCGAGGGGUUUAGUGACGUAAAUCCAUCAACACUGUCAUCUUCAGAACCUCCCCAAUCGGAAUGUCACAACAGUUUGUUAGAUUCAGUUUUCAAAAGAGGACAUGAGUGCGAAUCGACAGGUCGACUCACACGUAAAAGACCGAUUUCCUAUGAACAGCUCUAUCCUUCUUUAUUUAGCCGACGGCGUAAGUCAAAUACCGUCAAGACUCCUGCAGUGGCACAACUAAAUGUUUUUGACUCUGUUGAAUCCGAUGAUACUAAACUCAAAAGUGGUACCGAAGAUGGUGAUGCUCUUUUGUCAGGGUACUUACCGUCGAAGCAAAAACGAAAACGCGCGCAGAAUUCGAUUGCUGAUAGCAAGCAUUCUGAUGAGAAACAUCAGGAAUCGUUUGACGAAAAACUGGAAUUUGAUACAAAUAUUUGCAACUCCGAAGAAGGAAAGAUCAAUUCUUGUCCGAGAAGCAGUAAUUUGACAGAUUAUGAUGGUGAAUAUGAUGGAGCAAGCAGGAAGGCCUCAACUGAUGUGAUUAAAGCAGAGAGCAUUGGAAGUGCUGCAGACUUACAUCGUUCAGGAGAAAAAACAAGCAGUUCGGUGCGGGAUGGAAGAACUCUGUCAAUAUCUGAAGGAGCAGAGCAAGAUACAACAAUUAGCUCUACGAGUAUGCGUCGCCGCAGAGUCCGUUUAGAUUCAGAAGGAACGAACGAUUUGUCUUCGAACAUGUCGCAGUCAAUAUCGAAAGGUCAACGACGGAAAAGCAGUAUGUCAGUUGAUGUUGAUACUACAAAACCUGAGGGGAAUGAAAUCCAUAUUUCUACUCGAUUAAGAAACAAGCGAGCAGACUCAAAGUCAGCUCCUGAUAAAACAAAGCAGAAAUUACCACACCAAAACAUGCCAUAUUUCAAACGUAUUGCUCAGCGCCGAAAACUUAAUCCACUUGCCAUUGGUUUAAAAAGUCGUUCAAGCGACGACAAUCCGUCAUUUUUCUAUCGAGAAAUCUUGUUGCGAGGUGAUGAUCUAAAAAAAGAAGAUGGUGGGGAUGCAGUUGUGGAUGUGGAUUCAGAAUUAGCCGUCGAAGGUGAUGAUGAGGCGCCAGAUGGUCGUUCAGCAAUCAGUGUGGCAUUUGAAAUCAACAAGAUCAUACCGAGACCAGAAGUGGAUAACGAAGAAGAACUGAAAGUUGAACAUGGAUAUCUGCUAACGUUGGAUAACGUCAAAACAAUAUUUGCAAACGAAGUGCUGGAUCGAAAGCGUUUACUGAAUGACAUGUUAACCAUUAUCUCGGCGCAGUAUUGCUCCGAGGUUUCAUCCCAGAAUGUAUUUGGUGGUGCUUCAAUACGCUACAAUACGAUGGUGAAGAAUGCCCACCGAUUGCGAGAUAAGGCUUUGCUAUUCACUAAGGAUCAACGGGAGAAUGCAAAAUGGGCACACCAAAUAUUUCUUAGACAUUUGGUUUUACCAAUGUUGGCUACUUAUAUCGAUUUGUUGAGAUUUUGCAUGACAAUAGGUCGGUAUCUGCUAAAUUUCCUUCUAGACCAAAGCACUACAGACAAAGUUUUGAACAAAGUGAAUGCUUGCAUUCAGGACUUUAUUUCUGAAAAAGUGCUGGAUCCACAAACUGUCGCUAUCUCUAAAACGCUUACUAAAAGGCAUGCAAAAAAUAUUUGUUUGCUGACUGUUUCACCGACUUUCACGCAUGCUGAAUAUCGUUCAAGAUCAAGAUCACACGAAUACAUGUUUCGGGUUUUACUUCCGAAUGUAGCAGAUAGAGUGGAACCUGUACGAUUGAAUUUACCAGCUGCACAAGAUAUAUCUGUAUGUGAAGCUGUUGAUUACUGCAUCCGGUUGGUAUCACGUAAGGUAGUGGAAGUGCAUCGAAAAUAUCCAGAUCUUAAAAUUGUUUUGGUCGGUUGGGGAACAUCUUGUGUUAUAAAUCAUCAGGUCGUUCAGUGUAUGCCAAAUGUAUCCGCUAUUAUCAAUUUUGCCUUUCCGAUGAAGACAGCCGAUGGACCACGGGGUGAUGUUGACGAUGAUAUACUACUUACAUACUGUCCAACACUAUUUGUUAUUGGCGAUCAGGCGACUGACUGUGAUGUCCGUGAUCUGCAAGUUAUGGCAACAAGAAUGAUUGCCCCCACGGGAGUAAUUGUUGUUGGUUCAUCAAAUUGUGAUUUGCAUCCCUCAACAUUGCGGUUAACCAUCGAGCGAUUUACUCGUCGAACCGUACAGAGAGCCUUACUGGAUGAUGUAGUCGAUUUCCUGCAAUUAUAUUGUUCCUCAUCAACCACACACUCCUUUCGUUUGCAUCCACUAAAGCUUGUUGAAGUGAAUGAUGUAGAUUUGUCAAUUCUGCGUACUUCCAGUCUUUUCUCGGGUAGUCAGACCAAAUCAACUAAACCCGGCUCUAUAUUAAAAGCUGGCAAAUAAGGUCACUGAAUAUUCUGCUGAAAAACACUUGUAAGAAAUGUCUUAGAGACGUUCCAUACAGGACCAAUAUCUUUCCGCAAAAUGUGAAUCUCAUUAUGCUUUUCAGAUUACGUAUGUAUUUAUAUAGUUCACGCGUUCCAUUUAGUUGUCAUUUAGUUUGUUUAGUUGUUAGUUAUUUUAAGGUUGUACGAGUAACAUAUCAACUUGUCCCACAUUGAAAUAGCAAAAUGAGUUAGUAAUGUUCGUGUUACAUAUAAUUCAGUAACAUAUUUACUAUGGGCUCACUAAUGGCAUUACUUUCUUC